UUCGCCGCUCUCCGGCCAUGGACUUCUUGGAGGUGUUGAGUUGCAUAAGGAAGGAGCAACUUGACAAUAAACUAUACUCAAGGUUUUCUCAAAUAAUGAUGAAGGCCUUAUUAACAAAAAGUUACCGAAAGAACUUCUCUUAAGAAUGCUGUUCAGCUUGUUGUUAAAUUUUACUUGGUCUAAUCCAGAAUGUACUAAGUAUGUACAUAGCAUUGGUCUGGAUUCUUUUUGUAAUGUGGCUUGGAACAUCUUAGCCCUCGAUGGAAGCAACUGGCAAAGAAUAGACCUUUUUAACUUUCAAACAGAUGUCGAGGGUCGAGUGGUGGAAAAUAUAUCAAAGCGCUGCGGUGGGUUCCUGAGGAAGCUCAGCUUGCGGGGCUGCAUCGGCGUUGGGGACUCCUCCUUAAAGACCUUUGCACAGAACUGUCGAAACAUUGAACAUCUAAAUCUCAACGGGUGCACAAAAAUCACUGACAGCACGUGUUAUAGCCUUAGCAGAUUCUGUUCCAAGCUGAAGCAUCUGGAUCUGACCUCCUGUGUGUCCAUUACAAAUAGCUCCUUAAAGGGGAUCAGUGAAGGCUGUCGAAACCUGGAGUACCUGAACCUCUCUUGGUGUGAUCAGAUCACAAAGGAUGGCAUCGAGGCGCUGGUGCGCGGUUGCCAGGGCUUGAAAGCUCUGCUCCUGAGAGGCUGCACACAGUUGGAAGAUGAAGCUCUGAAACACAUUCAGAAUUACUGCCAUGAGCUUGUGAGCCUCAACUUACAGUCCUGCUCACGCAUCACGGAUGAAGGUGUGGUGCAGAUCUGCCGGGGAUGCAACCAGCUGCAGGCCCUCUGCCUCUCAGGCUGCGGCAACCUCACAGAUGCCUCUCUCACAGCCCUGGCUUUGAACUGCCCGAGACUUCAGAUAUUGGAGGCUGCUCGGUGUUCCCAUCUGACGGACGCAGGCUUUACACUUUUAGCUCGGAAUUGCCAUGACCUGGAGAAGAUGGAUCUUGAAGAAUGUAUCCUGAUAACCGACAGCACGCUCAUCCAGCUCUCUGUCCACUGUCCUAACCUGCAGGCCCUGAGCCUGUCCCACUGUGAACUCAUCACAGAUGAUGGGAUCUUGCACCUGAGCAACAGCACCUGUGGCCACGAGAGGCUACGGGUCCUGGAGCUGGACAACUGCCUCCUCAUCACCGACGUGGCCCUGGAACACCUCGAGAACUGCCAAGGCCUGGAGCGCCUGGAGCUGUACGAUUGCCAGCAGGUUACCCGUGCGGGCAUCAAGCGGAUGCGGGCUCAGCUCCCUCACGUCAAAGUCCAUGCCUACUUUGCUCCCGUCACCCCACCAACAGCCGUGGGAGGAAGUGGACAGCGACUGUGCAGGUGCUGUGUCAUUCUCUGACAGCUGCUGCCUGGGCCCAAGGCAUGAGGAGGCGUCCCUUUCUCCAGAGAUAACUCAGAGUCUUGCUGACCUACUCCACCAUCACCCAAAGCUGUUGAUUCUCCACUGGGAAAAGCUUUUCCAGGUAAUAAGACUUCUGUAGGGAUUGCAGUACUCUGGUUGACAGUUUGAUUGCAUGCUGCUGAGUGCAAUCAAAGUCUUGUCUCUGUUAACACUUGGCCAGAGUGCUCUCAGUGCAGCCAAGAUCAUGCAAAAAACUGGGGUCUCUUAAGAGGUGGGGGCACAUCUAGGUACAAAAGUCCAGUCCUCGGCUCUGUCGGCGUUCUUCCAACAGACCAUUAGUGUUAGCACAAAUUGAGCAGAGGGAAAAAAAAUCUGUUGAUUUACUACGAUACUUAAGCCAGUGACCUACAUUCAUUCACAACAAUUAAGAAAAAAAUUAAAAGUUAAAAAAAAAAAAUCCCAGGACUUUCCACUUUGAUAAAGUUGCUAUUAAGUCUUCAAAGUGACUAUACUGCAGAUUCAUGUUGCCUGGCAGUUUCUAUGACGUGGAGGCUUACGUCAAGUGGAAGGCAAGUCAAGUUUUCCGUGAGACACCAAAGAAUCGAGGACUUUAAACUGGGUGGACCAGAGUCUUCACCUUUAUGUUUCUGUUUAUUUUGUCAUAUAGACCUUUGGGACCAAAAUCUAAACAAAAGCAACUCAGAGUUUGUGUUGCCUCAUUGGAAAUUAUAAACUCUGGUUUAUGCUAUAGCACAUAAUGAGGUUCUUGUUAAAGGAGAAAAGCUAAUUAUGUCAUCUCCCAAGAAUUUGGAAGAACCUUUAGGAAACAAGAGUUGAACUAAGGCUUAUCUAUUGCUAUAAUCAAUUAAAAUUGAUGAAUGGGUGCAUGUAGAAUGGAUGUGGUUUUUCCAAGUUUUUUUUUAACUGUAGAAAUCAAGUUAUACCAGAACUAGUCAAGUUUUACACACUGAACUCCAGAUCAGUAUUGUGUUGGUACCUUUUAUAUUCAUAGUAUAAAAAAAUGAAUGAACCAGAGCAAUGCUUUAAAGUUAGAGGGUUUUAUUGCUAUAAUCUUAAUGCAAACAAAUUUGAGAAAAGUCAUCCCCCCCCUAAAUUCAGACCUUCCUAAUAGUCAUUUAAAAUCUGGUAAGAUGGCCUACUUUCUGCUCCAUGCUGUCCACAUUUAUCUUGAUUAAAGAUAAUAACCCAUCACCCCUUCCCUGUGAACUUCUCCUACCACGAUAGUCAAACUCUUAACAACCAUUCCCCAAACAAAUUAGUCCAGAGAAGCUGAGAUAAAACAAAAAAAAAAAAAAAAAAAAAAAAAGAACUGUAACUUUAUCAGAUGGAUAGUCUUAGAAGCAUUUAGUAUAUAACGCCUCACCUGCAUCCCAGGAAGAUAAGACAGAUAAAUGUAUAAUACCUCCUCCUCUCUCCCCAAUUUAACAGGGUAGUUAAAAUUAGCAUUCAAGUCUUCGUUGUGUUACUACCUUAACGGUAGACCCCAGUUUUUCCUGGCCUAAAGCUACACACCACCAGGUACUUAAAUACACAUACCACUGGACAGGGAGAAAAGACUGGUGCAGGAAGACAGUUAAAUGGUGGUACAAGAUAGACUUGUUUCAGUAAUUAUGAAUUAGUUUCUAUUAAAAUGAUAAGGAGUCUUAUUUAUUUCUCUUGAGCGAGGACUGAAUUUAUUGCUCAGCAACCUCACUUAUGAAACAGAAGAACCUCUGGUAGAGGAAUAAGGCCUAGUUCUCCUUAGGCAUGGCUUGUUCACUCAGCUUUGAGCAGACAAACUAAAGUAAAUUGGCUUCACAUUUUAAAACAUUUGGAUAGUUUCUGUACUUAGAACCCUUCUAUCGUAUGAAAUGAGAGACACAUUUGCAAAACAUACAGAAAACAUUUAUUAUACUGAAAUGUGUACAUCCUACUAUUUAAAAAAAAUUAGCAAAUUUGCUGGUGCCAAAAUUUAACCUGUUUCAUUGGGAGAGACUGAUGUUCAAUGUCACUCGGUAUAGUUUCAAAUUUGAUGAGCUUUUAAUUAUUUUAACCCAUGUCUAGAACUUGAGGAACUCAAAAUAGCACACAGCAUUAAAUGACAUUUAUUGUUCCAUAAAUUUUGAGACUCAAAAGGAAUGCUAAAUAGACAAGCAAAACUCUAAAACAAGAGAUAAGAUUACUUUUCCCCAAGUGAUCGGCAUAAGAAACAAGUGGUCAUAAAAAGAAAGGGGGAAAAAAAGAGACAGGAAAGUCCUCUCCAAGAUUCUCAAAGAGUUAACAUGUUUUCAAAUGGAAAAAUGGAGACAAUACUUUUCCGUAUCAAGCAAUCUCCUUCAUGAAUAAAAAGAUGUCAAAGUUUUCACCCAC
Messenger RNA from Erinaceus europaeus (western European hedgehog), 3763 nucleotides. RefSeq names its product F-box and leucine rich repeat protein 2 (gene FBXL2). The transcript has 16 exons. Gene Ontology annotation, cellular component: SCF ubiquitin ligase complex. Gene Ontology annotation, molecular function: protein binding. Lineage: Eukaryota; Metazoa; Chordata; Mammalia; Eulipotyphla; Erinaceidae. Bases 146 to 1390 code for a protein of 414 amino acids. The record is from RefSeq and is a predicted model, not a curated record. Gene Ontology annotation, biological process: SCF-dependent proteasomal ubiquitin-dependent protein catabolic process.